Messenger RNA from Hevea brasiliensis (rubber tree), 1893 nucleotides. Its product is annotated as serine carboxypeptidase 1. Gene Ontology annotation, biological process: proteolysis. Lineage: Eukaryota; Viridiplantae; Streptophyta; Magnoliopsida; Malpighiales; Euphorbiaceae. The record is from RefSeq and is a predicted model, not a curated record. Gene Ontology annotation, molecular function: serine-type carboxypeptidase activity. The coding region runs from base 108 to 1562 and encodes 484 amino acids. The transcript has 9 exons. Gene Ontology annotation, cellular component: vacuole.
UAGAUGACCCAAGCACAAGAGAACAAACAAUUAAGCCAAUAUAGCAUUCUACUCCAGCUAUUUAUGGACCACUUUUGACACAUCCUCAAUGCUAAGCAGGCAAAAACAUGAUGAAAUUAAGAUUGUUUAUUGGGCUAAUUCUUUCUUAUUGCCUCUUGGCACUGCUUCCUUUUGGUGAAGCUAAUCAAGCUGAUAGCCUUGAAAGGCUGCUUCAAUCCAGAAGAUCACAAAAUCCUCCUAUUUCACAUCCUUGGUCUGAACUACAUGCCAAAACUGAAUACCCUGCCAUACACGCUGAGCCUCGAGAUGGGCUAAUGCAAGCUGACAAGAUUGUAGCUUUGCCUGGCCAACCUGAUGGUGUGGAUUUUGACCAGUACUCAGGAUAUGUGACAGUCAAUCCAAAGGCUGGAAGAGCAUUGUUCUAUUAUUUUGUGGAGUCCCCUCAGAACUCUUCAACAAAGCCUUUGGUUCUGUGGCUUAAUGGAGGACCUGGAUGUUCCUCUCUUGGUUAUGGAGCCAUGGAAGAAUUAGGACCUUUUAGAGUAAAUAGUGAUGGAAAAACACUCUUCAGAAAUAAUUAUGCUUGGAACAAUGUGGCAAAUGUGAUCUUCUUGGAAUCCCCUGCUGGGGUUGGCUUCUCAUACUCAAAUAUGUCUUCUGACUACGAACUCGCCGGCGAUAAGAGUACUGCGGAUGAUGCCUAUGCAUUUCUUGUCAAUUGGCUUGAGAGGUUCCCACAUUACAAGACCAGAGAUUUUUUCAUAGCAGGAGAGAGCUAUGCUGGUCAUUAUGUACCUCAGCUUGCAUACACAGUUCUGCAGAACAACAAGAAAACAAAUCAUACCAUCAUUAAUCUGAAAGGCAUUGCGAUAGGAAAUGCAUGGAUUGACGAUUUUACAAAUGCAAUGGGACUAUAUGAUUAUAUAUGGACUCAUGCUUUAAGCUCAGAUGAAGCAAAUGAAGCUAUCCACAAGUAUUGUUACUCUGGAGGCAAUCAUUCGGAAGAAUGCUACAACUCAAAAUUGAAAGCCUUACUUGAGAAGGGUCCUAUCGACUUUUAUAACAUUUAUGCCCCACUUUGCCAUGCAACCGCACCCAAUGGGUCAACUGGUUCUGUCUAUUUCUUCGACCCCUGCUCAGACAUCUAUGUAGAAUCUUAUCUGAAUACUGCAGAGGUGCAAACUGCUUUGCACGCAAAUCUCACAAAAUGGAGCCAUUGCAGUGGCUUUAACUGGACUGAUAGCCCAGUUACCAUUCUACCUGUUAUCAAGAAUCUAAUGGCAAGUGGUAUCAGAGUCUGGAUAUACAGUGGUGACACUGAUGCACGUGUGCCAGUUACAUCAUCUAGGUACUCAAUAAACAGUCUCAACCUUCCCAUCAAGACCCCUUGGCGGCCCUGGUACACCAACAAAGAGGUUGGAGGGUAUGUGGUAGCAUAUGAAGAUGUGACAUUCGUGACAGUAAGAGGAGCAGGACAUCUAGUUCCAAGUGACCAACCAGAGCGUGCACUCACCAUGAUUUCGUCAUUCCUGCAAGGAAGUCUCCCUCCUUCCUCACCAUGAUCUCCCCUGCUUCUACCCACAAGGUACUGAAGACAAAGCCCAGUGGACAUUGGACUGGGAUUUUGGAGUUCAAAUUUGUAGAGUGUCCAAAGUUGUCAUCUCCUCAGCAAUGCAUAUAGAUAGGGCUCACAAAAGUCAUAUUAUGUAUUUUGUGCAUUAUAAUUUGUUAUUAUGUUAUAAUGUAAAUUAUGAAAUUGUAUUUAAUGUGUAUGUGAUGUAUAUUAAUAAAUUAGCUUUUUCAUAUGUAAUUAAUUUUUAUAUCAUGUAAAUUAUGAACUUAUGUAAUUAGUUUAUUAAUUAUGUAAAUUAAUAAAGUUUGAGAAUUUUGAUA